AUGAAUAAGAGACCUGACUCCCCCACACUCAGCUUUUCGUGGAUGAAGAGUGACCAGUCUAAAGAUGACCUCAUCACCUUCAGAUCGACACAGGGAGACACCCAUCCUAAUACCAGACCAAUCCAGAAUAAGAGACCUGACUCCCCCACACCCAGCUUUGGGUCGAUGAAGAGUGACCAGUCUAAAGAUGGCCUCAUCACCUUCAGAUCGACACAGGGAGACACCAGACCAAUCCCGAGUAAGAGACCAGCCUCCCCCACACUCAGCUGUGUGUCGAUGAAGAGUGACCAGUCUAAAGAUGACCUCCUCACCUUCAGAGAUGGCGGCAAUAUUGAUCUUAAACCCAGACCAAUCAUGAAUAAGAGACCUGACUCCCCCACACCCAGCUGUGUGUCGAUGAAGAGUGACCAGUCUAAAGAUGGCCUUAUCACCUUCAGAUCGACACAGGGAGACACCCAUCCUAAUACCAGACCAAUCCAGAAUAAGAGAACAGACUCCUCCACACCCAGCUGUGUGUCGAUGAAGAGUGACCAGUCUAAAGAUGACCUCCUCACCUUCAACGAGAGACAGGGAGACAACAGUCCGAAUGAGAGACCUGACUCCCCCACACCCAGCUUUUCGUCGAUGAAGAGUGACCAGUCUAAAGAGGAUCUUGUCACCUUCAGAGAUAUUGAUCUUCAAGUUAAACCCAGCACUCUACUACUGGACCAAACAACUCAUUCAUCCACAAGAAAAACAGCAACAGACGACUUAUCUGCUGUGUUUGAAAAGUUUGAGCAUAGGGCUAUCACUUUCAUGAAGAAUGAACUGAAGAGACUCAAGAAGCUCCUGAGCCCAGAUUACCCAGAAUCCCCUGGUGGUGAGGAUGAGGAGGAGGAAAAGGAGAGUGAAAAGGACCAGAUAGAUGCCAGAGACGGAGCCCUGAGGAUUGCAGUGCACUUCCUGAAGGACAUGAGUCAGGAGGUCCUCGCUCAGCAGCUGGAGGAAUAUGGGCUGUUUUCUAGAUGCCAACAAGAGCUCAAAAACAGGCUAUCUAAGAGGUUCCAAAGUGUGUUUGAAGGAAUUCCAACACAGGGGAACCCUGCAUCUCUGGAGAAGAUCUACACAGAGCUCUACAUCACAAAGAGGGAAUGUGUUGAGGUCAGUACUGAACAUGAGGUCAGGCAGAUAGAGAGGGCAUCCAAGACCCAAGUAACAAAGGGAGAGAGAGCCAUCAGCUACGAUGACGUCUUCAAGCCCUUACCUGGACAAGACAAACCCAUCAGAACGGUGCUGACUAAAGGAGUGGCUGGAGUUGGUAAAACAGUCUCUGUGCAGAAGUUCAUUCUGGACUGGACUGAACGACGAGCAAAUCAGAGCAUUCACUUCCUGCUCCCUAUGCCUUUUCGAGAGAUAAAUCUGAUCGAAGAGAAGAAAUACAACCUUAUGGAAUUCAUCCAUCACUUUUUCAAGGAAACAGGUGACUUCAUCUUCUCCUCUGAUCAAAGAUACAACAUUGCCUUCAUCUUUGAUGGUCUGGAGGAAAGCAGGCUUCCUCUGGAUUUCCAGCAUAAUGAAGGCAUCUACAGUGUAUCAAAACCUGCCUCUGUCGAUGUCCUUCUCACAAACCUCAUCAAGGGUAAUCUGCUCCCCUCUGCUCUUGUUUGGAUCACAUCCCGACCGGCAGCUACCAAUCAGAUCCCUUCUGAAUGCAUUGACCAGUUGACAGAAGUACGGGGUUUCACUGACUCACAGAAGGAGGAGUACUUCAAGAAGAGAAUCAGAGAAGAUAACACAGCCAACAGAAUCAUUGCACACCUGAAGUCAUCCAGGAGCCUCUACAUAAUGUGCAACAUCCCAAUCUUCUGUUGGAUUGCAGCCACUGUCCUGAAGUCAAUCCUGGUGGAAGCCAAAAAUGACGAGAUUCCAUCUUCCUUCACCCAGAUGUACAUACACUUCCUGAUCAUACAAGCCAAGCACAUCAGUCAGAAGUACAAAGAUAUCUGGAACCGUGAGACCAUUCUGUCCCUGGGGCGACUGGCUUUCCAGCAGUUGGAGAAGGGCAAUCUGAUCUUCUAUGAAAACGACCUGAGCGAGUGUGGCAUUGAUGCCAAAGAUGCCACAGUAUACACGGGGGUCUGCACCCAGAUCUGCAGAGAGGAGGCAGGGAUAUACCAGGGGAAGGUGUAUAGCUUUGUUCAUCUGAGCAUUCAGGAGUUCCUGGCCGCAUUAUAUGUGUUUCUCCAUUUCAUCAGGAGAGAGACGAGGUUGUCCAAGGAACCUGUUCAACACCAAACCUCUCCACUUAAGGCACUGCUCAAUGCUAACACACUCCAUGAGCUUCAUCAGACUGCAGUGGACCUGGCCUUGAAGAAUAAGAAUGGACACCUGGACCUUUUCUUGAGAUUUCUUCUGGGCCUCUCACUGGGAUCCAAUCAGAAACUCCUGCAAGACCUUCUGCCACAGACAGGAAGCAGCUCACUGAAGACAAGGGAAACAGUCCAGUAUAUCAAGGCGAAGAUUGGAAAAGCGCCAAACCCAGAUAGAUGCAUCAACCUGUUCCACUGCCUGAAUGAACUGAAUGACCACUUUCUAGUGGAUGAGGUCCAGGGGUACCUGCGACAUGGAAUUAAACCCAGGGUAGAAUUCUCUCUUUCCCAGCUGUCAGCGCUGGCCUUUGUGCUGCUCAUGUCUGAGCAGGAAGUGGAGGAGUUUAACCUGGGGGAUUAUGGGAAAAAUGGCAGAUCACAUGCAGGUCUCCUGAGGAUGAUGCCUGUGGUCAAAUCAUCCAGAACAGUAAAGUUGAGCAACUGUUUCCUGACACGGAAGAGCUGUUCAGCUUUAUCUUCAGUUUUCCGAUCAAGACCCUCUAGUCUGAUACAGCUGAACCUGACCUACAAUAGCCUGGGUGAUUUAGGAGCAGAGAUGCUUUCUUCUGGACUGGAGCAUCCAAACUGCAGACUGGAGACACUUGAGAUGCAAGAAUGUAACCUUGAUGAAGGGAGCUGUUCAUAUCUAGCGUCAGCUCUCAGACUUAACCCCUCCAGUCUGAAACAGCUGGACCUGACUUACAACGGUGUGGGAGACUCAGGAGUGGGGUUGCUUUCUUCGGGACUGCAGCAUCCAAACUGUAGACUGGAUACACUGACGCUGAAGGAUUGUAGCCUCACAUGGAGGAGCUGUUCAUCUCUAGCUGCAAUUUUCAGAUCAAGCGCUUCCAGUCUGAGACAGCUGAACCUGACUGAUAAUAACCUGGAAGAUCCAGGAGUACAGCUGCUGUCUGCUGGACUGGUGCAUCCAAACUGUAGGCUGGAGACACUCAAGUUACAGUGGUGUAAACUCACAGAGAGGAGUUGUGCAUCCCUAGCCUCAGCUCUCAAAUCAAACCCUUGCUGUCUGAGAGAGCUCGACCUGAGACAUAAUAAACUUCAUCAGUCUGGAGUGGAGCUGCUCACUGCUCUACAGAAGGACCCUGCAUACAAGCUGACUACACUACUAUGUUAG
Molecule: messenger RNA, 3483 nt
Organism: Engraulis encrasicolus (European anchovy)
Lineage: Eukaryota; Metazoa; Chordata; Actinopteri; Clupeiformes; Engraulidae
Product: NACHT, LRR and PYD domains-containing protein 12-like
Exons: 12
Coding region: 1-3483 (1160 amino acids)
Biological process (GO): intracellular signal transduction
Molecular function (GO): protein binding
Source: RefSeq, a predicted model, not a curated record